AUGGGAAUGCCCGCCGGCGGCUCGGGCAGGGUGCCAACUGGGUUCGCUGCAGAGACGUACAUCAGCGACCACACCUUCCGCCAGGGUCAACGCGCCAUCGAGAGCGGCGACGGGUCGAAGAAAAGAAAGCGAGAGGGCAAGGGCGAUUCGAGCGUCGUGACUGGCGCAGGCGCAUACAAGGGACCAUGGGCGAAGUAUGAGGAAGAGAGGCCAGAUGCUGCCUCAGACGACGAGUUCGGGUCGGACGUCGAGGUGGAAAUAGUUUACGAGGAAGACGAGAUUGUCGACAACGCUGCGCCCGCGCAAAAGAAGCUCGCCGGCACAGAUUACCGCGAUACCGAAGCCGAGGGCGAGACGAGCGAGUUUGUUGGCAGCCAGCAGUACGACUACCAGGGCCGGACGUACAUGCAUGUGCCCACGGAUCUCGACAUCAAACUCACCGGCGAUUACGAGCCCAAGAACUUCAUACCGAAGAAGCUCAUCCACACCUACAAAUACCACACCAAGUCGAUCACUCAGGUUCGCUUCAUGCCUGACAGCGGACAUCUCCUACUUUCUGCCUCCGCCGAUUCGAAGAUUGCGCUAUGGGACGUCUAUCACCAACGCGAGCUCCUGCGAACAUACUCUGGGCAUACCAAGUCGGUUGUUGACAUCGACUUCAACCCCAGCGGCACACAGUUCAUAUCGGCUAGUUACGAUCGCUUCAUGAAGCUAUGGGACACAGAGACGGGGAAGUGCUUGAACAAGUUCACAACUGGCAAGACACCGCACGUGGUGCGCAUCAACCCCAGUACACCACACGAGUUCUUGGCCGGUAUGAGCGACAAGAAGAUCCUACAGUACGACACAAGAAGCGGAGAGAUGGUGCAGGAAUACGACCACCAUCUGGGGCCUGUCAACACAAUCACCUUCUGCGACGAGAACCGCCGCUUCAUCACCACAUCAGACGACAAGUCCCUACGCGCGUGGGAAUACGGCAUUCCCGUACCUAUCAAGUUCAUCGCCGAACCCUACAUGUUCUCCAUGGUCCGCUCCUCACCCCACCCGUCAGGCAAAUACGUUGCCUUCCAAUCGUCCGAUAACCAAAUCACCGUAUACAGCUCUACCGACCGCUUCCGACAGAACCGAAAGAAGAGUUACAGAGGGCACAAUGUGGCUGGAUAUGCACCAGACGUGGCGAUCAGUCCAGACGGGCAGUUCAUUAGCUCGGGUGACAGUGGAGGUUUCUUGUGCUUCUGGGACUGGAAGACGUGCAAGAUGUACCAUAAGAUUCCAGCGAGCGAUGCGCCUGUACUGUCAGUACAGUGGCAUCCGAGGGAGUCGAGCAAGGUGGUUGCUGGUGAUCUGAAUGGUGCUCUGAGAUUGUACGAUUAG
Molecule: messenger RNA, 1374 nt
Organism: Alternaria triticimaculans
Lineage: Eukaryota; Fungi; Ascomycota; Dothideomycetes; Pleosporales; Pleosporaceae
Exons: 2
Coding region: 1-1374 (457 amino acids)
Biological process (GO): mRNA splicing, via spliceosome
Cellular component (GO): catalytic step 2 spliceosome
Molecular function (GO): protein binding; mRNA binding
Source: RefSeq, a predicted model, not a curated record